UUAUUAUCAACUCUCAACCCACGUUACAAGCAUGACGGAUUUUGACAGUACUUUUGGUGUUCGCAUUGGGAAAAAUCCCAGGAAAACCAAUGAGUUUCCCACAAAAGAAGUCAGCGAAUAUGGGGUUAAAUUAUUAGUGGACGGUGGGUCAAUAAAUCCGAAGCAAUCCGCCUGUCACUAUGACUAUCAGCUCUCGCUCACCCGAGCUCUUGUGGCAACUAGUAUCGCUGCUUUUGACAAAUCUGGUCUGGAGGAGAGAAAAAUGCAAUGUCUGGAAGCAUUUCCGUCGACAGGAGCGUCUGGACUCUUGUGGGCCAAGCACCUCUCUUCUGAAGUCACCAAAUUCCACUUGAACUGCAGCUAUGAACCGAGUGUGAUGGAGCGGGUUCAAGAAAAUAUUAAAAUCAAUGACCUUGGGGACAAGGUGCAAGUGCUCAACUUCGACCCAUUCUCCAUAAAUAAUGACCACUCUUUUUUCAACUUUGUAUACCUGGAAGGGUUUGCGAAUUCUUCCCAGUAUUUGGACAACAUCUUCAAGAGAAUACCACGGAGAGGAAUGGUUGCAAUUUCCACGGUGGACGACCCAGCCAUAUAUUGCAAAUCACCGGAAGUUGCCCAGAGACACUAUGGGGGUCUCAUUGGGAAGACGCUUUAUUACAAGGAACUGGCUGCAAGACUCAUUGUCGCAGCAGCAGCACGAUCAGCUGCUCGCUCGAAUAGAGGAAUUAGAGUGAUGUGGGUCUACAACUUCAAGUCGUCCAUCUCGAUGCUGCUGCAAGUGGACAAAGGACCUGCCAAGGCCAACGAGUCCUUGAAGAACACCCGCAGCUUGAUCCACUGCAACAUCUGUGAAGAGAGGGCGUUCUACCCUGACACAAAUUACGUAAUAGAAAAUCCGUAUAGCCUUCUAGCAUGCUCUUGCAAAUCUAAGAUGCCUGGGAAAACGGCCAUCAAUAUUGGACCGGUUUGGAGUGGUGAACUCUUUGAUGCGAAUUUCCUCCAAAAAAUGGUGUCUGAGUGCUCUGCAUUUCCGUGGAAAAGCGAAGCCGGUGAAAUCCUCAGCCAGCUGUUGGAAGAAGCUUUGUGCCCUGAAACAACGCCGUUGACCUGUGCUGUCUCACAAUCUGAUGGUGAUGACCCGCCAAACAAGAGAGUUUGUGUCGAAACUGCCGCCCCUCCAUUCUAUUACAAUUUGCACCACAACCGGCCCAAAGAUUCUAAAAUGAUCAAGGCAGACAAAGUUGUCACGUUCCUCCGCAGCAACGGCUUCCGCGCCAGUCGAACACACUUUGAUCGUGAAGCAGUCAAAACCAACGCCUCUGUUGCAGAACUGCUGCAAAUCAUUCGCUCAGGCGGGCUUAAAGCACAAGAAUAAGCAAUUGAUCAAAAUGUUGUAAUUUUGUGAUGCAUAAUUCACCAGUUGUAUAAACCCUUAGUGUUCGAAGCCGCCAACAGAUGGCGCCGCCAUAUACCACCGUAAUAAUUUUAAUUUUAAGGCACUUCCGCUACGGUUUCAGACUAAAUCUUGCUACUGUGCAUUCUUAAAUUAAUAUGCUUUCUUUUGACGUGCUGAAAAACCUAAAUCGGUUAAGCCAAUCGCCGUAGAAUCGUAAAUAAUUUUUACUUUUAAAUAAAUAAUCUUCACUGAUGAUUUAACGGUGAAUGGCUGGACUGAUUUUGGUUUUCAGCACGCCAAAAGAAAGCAUACAAAAUGCAGCAGGAUUGAGUCCAAAAUCGCAGCGCCUUAAAAAUAAAUUUAAUACAAAAGAAUACGGUGGCGCCAUAUGUUGGCGGCUUCGAACACUAACAAUAUGUGCUUAUACAACUGGUGGGUUGAGAGUCAUUUAUAAAGAGUACUUUCAUUUUUUUACUUCAUGAAGGAGGGUUUUGUAAUGUCAGGUCUUGUGCUAUUGAACAAUUAAAAAAUUAGGUUUUGCUUGACGCACAUACUUUUUAUGACUCAAAGUUGAUAGCAAGUAUAAAUAAAAAAUUAAGUAAAAUGAAAUUAUUAAGAAAUACUUCACGUAUUUCGCCUUCACCCAUAAUCAAGUAAAUAUUUACAAACCGCAAUCAUCAAGAUAGAGCCAAUGAUCUUGUGAUAAGAAAAAAAUUAUGUGUUGCAAGGGAAUUUUGGAGGUUGAUAAAUAAAACAGAAUUUAUUAAAAUUCAAAUAAAA
Messenger RNA from Cloeon dipterum, 2176 nucleotides. Its product is annotated as TRMT1-like protein. The coding region runs from base 32 to 1375 and encodes 447 amino acids. Gene Ontology annotation, molecular function: RNA binding; tRNA (guanine(10)-N2)-methyltransferase activity. Gene Ontology annotation, cellular component: nucleus. The record is from RefSeq and is a predicted model, not a curated record. The transcript has 5 exons. Gene Ontology annotation, biological process: tRNA N2-guanine methylation. Lineage: Eukaryota; Metazoa; Arthropoda; Insecta; Ephemeroptera; Baetidae.